GUUAUAUUAUUUAAUAAUUUAAAACAUAGUCAAUUUUAACGCGAAUUUCGAAGUCAUAAUUAAAAACUUUCUAUAAAAAUAUAUUUGUUGGGGUUUCCCACGUCAAUAAAAUGGGAAGCGAACUAUUUUCAUUAUGUUGGAACAAUUUUCACACAAAUUUAAGUACGGGCUUUCAUUCAUUAUUUCAAGGAGAACAUCUUGUCGAUGUUACAUUAGCUGCUGAAGGAAGAAUUUUAAAAGCUCAUAAAAUGGUGUUAUCAGUGUGUAGUCCAUAUUUCAACGAAUUAUUUAGAGAAAAUCCUUGUAAACAUCCAAUUGUAUUUCUAAAAGAUGUUAGUGCCUCAGCGUUAGAUCAACUGUUAACAUUUAUGUAUCGUGGUGAAGUUAGUGUACGACAAGACGAAUUGAAUUCAUUUAUUAAAACUGGUGAAGCGUUACAAAUUAAAGGAUUAACAGGGCAUAAUACUACAAAUAAUCACUCUACAACAAAUAUAGUGUCACCGAAAGAAUCUCCAUUAAAUGGCGUGUCACAUUUAUACAACAAUAACAUGGAUACUGUACAAAAUUUAAGUAGAGAUAAUCAAUAUAAUACACCAAAGAAAAGACAACGAUCACAAUUAUUACCAACAGCCUCAACAACAAAUCCACUAACGAAUUUAAAUAAAUUAAAACAUAUAGCACCUGUAGAUACUGUACCUUCAUUGUUACAACCAGCUGUCUUUACAUUGAACAACAAUCCAAGCACUAGUCGAUUAAUACAAACGAGCAUUGUUAGCAAUAUUCAUGUUAAUAAUGAUGAGAGUCCUAUUGAAAUGCCUGCCAAACGUAGUUGUUCUUCAAGUCUUACGUCCUCCGAUAAAGAAGAUCACCCUAGUUUACCAACUGAAUCACCAUUUAUACAAUCGAUUAAACCAAAACAAGAACCAUUAGAUGAAAUGGAUGAAUAUAAUAAUGAAACAUCACAAUUUAGUGAUGGUACCAUGAUGGAUGAUAGUAUGGAUGCUACAGCAUUACUAGAAACAAAAGUUAGUAUUGGUGCAGGUGAUUUACAUAUAGAACAAAGUAGCAGUUCAUCGUCAGCGAAUACUGGCUGGGCGCCUAUUAAAUUAAAACAGUUGCAUAUGGGUGAAAUGCCUGCACCAGGUAUCUCAGGGACGCAACCAUUACGUUUUAUGACAAGUGGCCGAGGAUUACCUGUUUUAGUGUAUGCUGGACAUAUGUACACAUUAGAUGAACGAAAAAAUAACAAAGCAAUAUGGGUAUGUGUCAAACGAAGAAAAUUAAAUUGUCAAGGAUGCGUAACAACUACAUCACCUCCACCAUCAACUACAACAUUACCUGGUGCAUUGAGUAUGGAAGCAACAUCACCUGGUAGCGGAGCAUCAUCUACAGCAAGCACAAGUUCCGGUAAAGGUAAAGGCAAAAAAGAUUCAGAUGGUAAAGAUAGUCUAGGUGGUUUUGAUGGUGUGGCUGCGCCCAAAAUAAUAUCAUAUUGUGGACACAAUCAUUCACAUUUAAAUGAUAUUAUUGAACGAAUACAACCGAAAGAUUGUAUUAGUGUUACACCAAAAACGUAAUAAUUUUUAUUUUUUGUUUUUAAUUUUUGUCCGGUAAUUGGAUAGGUGCACGUUGAAAAAAUUCAAGUAAACGGUUUCUCUAUGGUUCUUUAUUUUUUUUUUUGGGUGUUCAAUUAGAAUUUGAAAACUAUUUGACUUUGCAAAAAUAUGACCUUUGUUAACUUUGUAUACAAUGGUCUUUGGUCAAAAACUGAAAAAAGGGCUAGAAUUAUGGUUUUUUUGCAAACUUCAAAUCCGGAAUCAGCACCCCCAAAAGCAAAAUUUCGCACAGAUAAAUUGAUUAUUUGGAUUUUUUCAAUGUAAGAAGCUUUGAUUGUGUUAUCGAUUUGCUGGAUAAUUUUAAUUGUGAAAUGUAUACGUUUAUUUAUUAAUGUCACUAAAAAUGUUUAAAAAAAAAACAGACUACCAAAG
This is a messenger RNA of Chrysoperla carnea, 1988 nucleotides long. RefSeq names its product protein tramtrack, beta isoform-like. Gene Ontology annotation, molecular function: protein binding. NCBI's taxonomy places the organism in Eukaryota, Metazoa, Arthropoda, Insecta, Neuroptera, Chrysopidae. The transcript has 6 exons. Gene Ontology annotation, biological process: regulation of transcription by RNA polymerase II. The record is from RefSeq and is a predicted model, not a curated record. The coding region runs from base 111 to 1577 and encodes 488 amino acids. Gene Ontology annotation, cellular component: nucleus.